GUGUCUUUCUCCUUUGCCUUUUUUUUGGGGUUCCACACGCAACUUUCCAUUUUUUAUUUCUUCCUUCUUUUCUUUUUGGGGCUCCACAUGUUUUCUCUUUUUUGACUUCAUACCAUAUUUUCCCUAAAUUGCUCCAUCUCCCUUCUCUUUCUCCUGCAAACCAGCCGCCUCCCUCAUCUCCUUUGUCCUCUCUCCUCUCCUCACCCGACACUCCUUUCUCUGUCCCCCCCGCUCCUCUCUCUCGUACGCUCCUCCCCCUCCUUUCUUAAACCCUAUAAAUUGUUGUGCUUGGAUCGUUGACGGGGGCAUCGAAAAAAAAGGGAAGAUCUGGAAACAAAAAAUCUCCCCACAAAACACAAGUUUAAUCACCUCAAAUUUCCGAGAAAAGAACAGUUUUCAUCAACUUUGUUUAAAAACAUUUUUUCUUGGAAUUCAGCCUAAAGGAUGGAUUUUUUCAGAUUCUAGGGGAUGAUCCAGUGAUUUGGGGAACGGAUACCAUCUUCCACUCCUUUUCCGGUGAACUUUAGCCGCGACCAACAAUUACUCUAUUUUCAUUUUUUGUUUUGAAACUUUAGUUACUUUAAUCGGGUUCGGGUUCGGGUUCGUUCGCGUUCGAGAGUAGAUUCAAGGCCAUCGACGCCCCGUUCACUGCACCUAUAAAAGGUCGGUAAACCUUUUACUCUCUCUUUAUUUUUGGUAUUUUUGCGGGUUUAGUUUAAUUUGUGUUUGUGUGUUGUUUAACAUUUAAGUUAAUUGCUGCUCAGUUUGGACUCACUAUUUCGUAAGAUAUAGAAUGUGGCUAUAUGCUCCGUUUGGUUAGCUUACUCGUAUGUUAUUAGUACGUUCGUACGCGAAUAGAUAAGCCAAAAGUAGUUUUUUUUUAUACCAUGUUCAGUGUUAGUUUAGUUUCGGUUUUAAUAAUGUUAGUAAUUAUCCCUAAUCCUUCUCUGUUUGUAGUUUGGUUGUGAUGUUAUUAGUAUUUUCAGUUCUGUUUUCGUGUUAUUAUUUUCGAUGUUGUGUUGAUAUCGUUGUGCCAUUGUUUUUUUUUGGUUCAGUUCUGUCCUGUUAUUUAUAGCAUUUAAUUUUAUGUUCCUUGUGUGAUUAGUUUUGUCCUGUUUUAGUGAUCUUUGGUUCUAUUGCCAUACAAAAUCCCUAUCUGUAUUGUUGUUCUUAUAGUUUGUUAUUGCUGGAUGAAUUUCCAUGUAGUAUAAAAUAUGUUGUUUGCAUUGUGUUGCUUCCCUUUUUCUCAAUAUAAUUCUGUGUAUAUGAGUGCACAUUUUAAGUGCUACGCAUAUUUGUUGAAGUUUAUUUCCUGUUCCCAAUUUGAAGUGUUUGACUGAAACCUGAUCUGUGUAUGGCUUUUCUAGUAUAUUUUGCUUUUCUCAGUGAGUUUGGUAUGAGUUGUUUAGUGCUGGGCUGUUAGAUUAUGCAUAAGAUCCAUGUUUCAUGUUCGACAUCGUAAUGGAGUGUACCUUUCACUUUUGUAAGAUUUAGUUACCUUGAUCUCAUUUUUACAAACUAGUCUUUUUUUUAUAAAUGUUUGGUCAAGUAUUUGAUUAGGCUCAUCUGUUUCUUUCUUUCUAAAAAUGACUUAGGCAUUGAUUCAAGUUUACUGGCUGGUUCAGAAAUACUCCAUCCUUUCCUCCAUGUUUAAGUAAUCUAAUUUCUCUACAAAGAUUAAGCUCACAAUAGUUAAUAAUUCACUAUUUUCCUCCAAGUUGAAUUCGUACACUUAACACCUUCUGUUCUUUCCUUUGUAAAUAUGUAUGUGAAGCAUGAGUGUUAUGGUUUUGUUUGGUUUCGUAAGAAUAGGAUUAUAUUACCUUGCGUUUAGUUUUGCAACAGUUUCCAUAACCCUGCAUGUUUAAAAGAUUGUUAAAAUGAUUGUUUGGUUGCUUUCCAAAAUGAGACCAUUCAUUUUUCAUGUUAAGAUGUCUGUGUAAUGCUCGGACUACUUUAAAUAGGAGUUUAUAAUUAGAAAUCAACACUGCAUAUUAACAUGAAUUCGUUUGGGCAUUUGUAAAAAUAUGUAGCAGUUCACAAGCAAUUAAAUGUUUCAAGAAAUAUCAUAGACACCAGUAUAGGAUAUGCUAUUAUUUGGAUACAUGAAUUUUUCUAACCCCUCUGUGACUUGAGUUAAAAUCGUUCUUUGUGCAAUAUAAGCCUAGACUUUACUUGGAAUAAGCAACUGUUGUAAGCUUUGUAUAAUGGAGGCUAUUUAUUAGGCUUCUCGAAAUUAUUUUGAACGCAUGAAGCAUUAAUAUGUGCUUGUCAUUCAGUUUCGAUUGUUCUAUUUAUUGGGACUAAGUAGAUUCUAAUCUUUAUCUUUUUUUUUUUUUCGCAUGUACACUUCGGGAGCAAAUGGAGUCAUAAAUCAUGACUCUCUCAAAACGGAGUUUCAAAAAAUGAAACUCGGCAUUAAUACAUUACCCGUGCAUGGAGUCGACAUAUGUCCUUAUUCCUUAAUCUCAUCCUACAACAAGAAAGCGAUGAGAUUCGCUUGAAGCUCGCCCAUGGCGAUUCCUCUUAAAGUUUUCAACUUUUCACUCUUUUUAUUAUUUUGUUGAAUGUGUGUUGAAUGAUUUCUUUGGAUGCGUGUUUGAUAUUCUUGUUACAUGACACAAUGGUUUAAGAUUGGCAUGCGAUUAUCUUUAAAUGCAUGAUUGAACCAAUCGAGUUUAAAAAAAAAAUACUAAGUCUGAUUUCAAAAUCAUUCACAUAAACAUAUAUUUUUUUUUAUUUUUUUUCAAAACUUGAUACAUGUAUUGGUUAAAACAACUUUUGAAUAGCCAUAAUUGAACUAAUAGUAUUUCAUACGUUUUACUUUUAAAUAAAACUUAGUGUCCUCUUUCAUGCAAAUUAUCCUAUUUUUCUACAAAUCUUAUUUUCGAAUAACAUUACUAUAUUUUCCAUUUAAGGCCUUAGCAAUAUUUUUGAGUCUUAUUUAACAUUUAGAACCUUCUUUUACGCAAAUUAUUACACUUUUUACAAGUAUUAUUUUAAACAACACUAUUACACUUUCGUUUAAAAACCUUGACGACAUUUAUAAAUCGUAUUUCAAAAUAGCAUUAAAAGUACUCUUUUAUACAAAUUGUUAUUUUCUACAAGUUCUAUUUUGAAUAGCAUUCUUACAUGUCUAUUUAUAACUUUAGCAAUAUUCACAAAGCUACUUUCUUUUCUAUAACGCUAUAUUUUACACCUAGCAUAAUUAAUUAUAAGUCCGGUCGGUUAACCAUUGUUAAUGGGUCUUAAAGGGUGCCUAAUACCUUCCCUUUAGACUAAUUGAACCCUUAUCCAGAAUCUUAAGUUUCGCAGACCUUAAACACAAUUAACUUUAAACAUAACUUUUAAUAAACUUUAGGUGUCCUAAUUCACCGUAAAUAAUUAGGUGGCGACUCCUUAACAACAAACACAAAAACAGGAAUCUCCAAUAUGUCGUACUUUUACUUUAACCUCCGGGUCAAAAUGUGGUAUGACAAUCAUAAUAUCAUAAACCGCAAAGGAAAUAAACGUCACGAAACUAGAGGGGUGGGGGGCUUAUGAAAUUAUUUUUUUCAUUUUUAACUAUAAUGAGUUUGUGGAAAAGCUAGUAUCAUUUGAGUGACUUUGUUGGUACAAAAUAAAUAGAAAUAACUUUAGUGGAUAAUUUGGCAUGGUUGAAUGGCCAUAUAAUUCACUCUUGAAAAAGUGUCUGUGGACACAUAAUCCAAAUCAAGUUGCUUAGCAAUUCUCACACGUACUUGUUUACAUGCUCAUGUCCUAUAUAUAUAUAUAUAUAUAUAUAUUUAAAGUACACUUUGUCCCUGAAACUGAAAGCAUGGAAGAAAAGCCAACAUGCUAUUAAAGAGGAUAGCUUCAAGGGGUAUCACUUCCAGAUCCUUGCAGCUGCGCCAAACCUUCAAUAAUGAGUUCUCUACUCACACAGAAAGGAAACUAGAAGGCAAAGUGGCACUGAUAACAGGAGCAGCAAGUGGCAUUGGUAAAGAAACUGCCACAAAAUUCAUCAAUAACGGUGCCAAAGUCAUAAUAGCAGAUGUACAAAAGAAGCUCGGCCAUGAAACCGCUUCCGAGCUCGGCCCAAACGCCUCCUUUGUGGUUUGCGAUGUUACGAAAGAAUCUGAUGUCUCCAAUGUUGUUGACUUCGCCGUCUCCAACUACGGACAGCUAGAUAUAAUGUACAAUAAUGUAGGUAUCGCAAGCAACACUCCCCCGAGCAUUGUCGACCUUGACCUUGAUGCAUUCAACCGCGUCAUGGUUGUCAACGUUGGAGGCGUGGUGGCAGGAAUCAAGCAUGCCGCCAGGGUGAUGAUUCCACGGCAAAGGGGUUCCAUUUUGUGCACAUCUAGCGUUGCUUCUGUGAUGGGAGGUCUAGCCCCGCACACAUAUUCGACAUCCAAAUCCUGCAUGAUUGGAAUUAUGAGAUCAGUAACGCCAGAAUUAUGCAAGAAUGGUAUCAGAAUCAAUUGCAUAUCGCCCUUUUGUAUUUCAACCCCAUUAGCUAUUGAGGAAUUGAAAGUAAUGUUCCCCGGAGUAGAGGAUCAGCACCUAGAUAAAAUUUUACACAAUAUAAGUGAGUUGAAAGGAGCCUACUGUGAGGCUAUUGAUGUGGCCAAUGCUACUCUAUUCUUGGCUAGUGAUGAUGAUGCCAAGUAUGUUAGUGGUCAAAACCUGGUGGUGGAUGGAGGUUUCACUACGUUUAAAAGUUUAAACCUUGAACCAUAGACUUGUUCAACUUUUAGCAAAUGAUAGACUGGUACACGGUCUUUAUACGUACUGUGUUUCAAUGUGACAACUAUAAAGUAAUUGUGUUUCAAGGGUACAACAAUAGAGUACACAACCCUUAUGUUUGUGUUUAAGUGUUCCUCAAAAUCAGGGCACUUUGGCUGAAUUCCAUUUUAUAUGCAUCAAAGA
Molecule: messenger RNA, 4911 nt
Organism: Lycium barbarum (goji berry)
Lineage: Eukaryota; Viridiplantae; Streptophyta; Magnoliopsida; Solanales; Solanaceae
Product: momilactone A synthase-like
Exons: 4
Coding region: 3835-4722 (295 amino acids)
Source: RefSeq, a predicted model, not a curated record